Messenger RNA from Periophthalmus magnuspinnatus, 3224 nucleotides. It is a transcript of the gene hps1, whose product is annotated as HPS1 biogenesis of lysosomal organelles complex 3 subunit 1. Gene Ontology annotation, biological process: melanosome assembly; vesicle-mediated transport. Gene Ontology annotation, cellular component: BLOC-3 complex. The record is from RefSeq and is a predicted model, not a curated record. Lineage: Eukaryota; Metazoa; Chordata; Actinopteri; Gobiiformes; Gobiidae. The coding region runs from base 146 to 2197 and encodes 683 amino acids. The transcript is spliced from 18 exons. Gene Ontology annotation, molecular function: guanyl-nucleotide exchange factor activity.
AAGCGGCGAAAGGGAAAGAUCCGGGGAGAAAGACGCGUGUUGACAUCCGCGUUGAAGCCGCUCUAAAUCAUCCAGAAGCGCUCAAGUGGACACUGAUGGUGGGCUCGUCUCGUCCGGGGAAAGAAGGACGGCAUCAGGGGUCCACAUGAAGUGCCUAUUGAUUGCCAGUGAGAGCGCGGAGGUCCUGUUCUACUGGACCGACCCAGAGUUUCAGCAGAAUGUCCAGCAGCAGUAUGGGGCGUCUCAGGAAGAAGGCCAAGGGCUCCCAGCCUUCGAGGACAGCAUCAGCACCCUGUUUGCCCCCAUCAUUAUCUCAUGCAUCACUAUGGUGGACCGACUGGGUGACAGCUACGCCUCUUUCACCACUGAGAAUAACCACAUCUAUGUCCUACACCAGUUUGACGAGUGUCUCUACAUUGCUGUGAAUGGGGACGGAGACGAGGAUGAGGACGAUCUCAGGAGGAAGAUCUAUGUGAUGAAGAAGAUGAUUGAGGUGCUGUUUGGGAUGGUCACCCUGAGCACACUUCUACGAAAAGAACUUCGACCUCAAGACACAGAGCAGAGAGGAAGACUUUGGAAUCAACUGCAGAGUUUACUGGAGACGUACAGCCACCUACGUGAGAACGACCAAAGCUUUUUAGUCGAGGCGGUUGAAAGACUGAUACACCCAACGCUGUGUGAACAAUGUAUAGAGUUUUUGGAGCGACGUUUAGUCCAACAGUUGAACAGCAGUGCGGAGAGAGCGGGAGAGGAGGUGAUGCACGCCUUUAUACUGGUUCACACAAAACUACUGGCUUUCUACUCAAGUCGCAACGCAAGUUCACUGGUCACCUCAGAUCUACUCACGCUCAUUAUAAUGGCACAGAACAUGUAUCCAAGCAGCACAGACCUGGAGGACGCUGGCCCAGAGGACGCGGAGAGUACAUCUGGUUCUGGGCCUGAUGUUUUUUACACCCCUGAGCCUUCGCCCACUGAAGGAGACUCUGAUAGUUCCACUGGAUCAAAUAAGCUAAAGAAAGCAAACGACAUUCCUGUGUUUGAGUUUGUGGACCCAGACAUCCAGAUGGCUGAGGACAGCUUACAGACUUUGAGGGUCCCUCCUCCUGACCCGUCCACUCCCCAAAGAGUUUUCUUAGAGGUGUCACUUAAAGAGGGCUUGUAUCCCAUGAUGCCUCACUCCAUGUACUGUCUUCCACUAUGGCCUGGGAUCUCUCUAGUACUACUAACUAAAAUUCCCACCAGCGGCUUGGCAAUGUCCAUCUAUGUGUUCCUGGAAGCAUUUGCAAAGUUGGAGAAGCGUCUGCGAGAAGGACAUGAAGGCUCAGCCGCCACCAGAGGUCAGCCCGCCAUAAGUGACCUGCGAGGGAAGCUGGACAAAUUCAUCAAAGCCCUAGGACCCAGUGACAUUCAGUCUGUGCCCCUGUUAAAUGUUUGGACCGAAUUCAAAAACAGAGCAUUUGCCAAAGGAGGACCAGGCUUUACAAAAGAUCUCAUCCCUUGGUGUAAGAAUAUGAGGAUGCAGCUUUGUGGCAUAUUCCGCCAGUGUUUCCUGAUCGACUCGGGGUCAAGGGACGCUCCUCGCCAUCUGAGUCCUGGUCUACAGGAACGGGCGCAGACCUUGGUCCAAGAGAAACUGAUGGACUGGAAGGAAUUUCUGUUAGUCAAGAGUAAAAGAAAUAUUACCAUGGUGUCUUAUUUGGAGGAGUUCCCAGGUUUGAUCCAUUUCAUUUGUGUCGAUCGGUCAACGGGACAAAUGAUCUCGCCGUCACUGAAUGUCACAGAGCACAGCACAUCUGAGCUGGGGAAGGGUCCAGUGGCUCAGUUCAUCAAAAAGAAAGUCUGGGGACUAGUAAACACAACCCGAAGGUACCUCCAGAAAGGGUAUUCCACUGUCACACUGCGAGACGGGGACUUCUACUUUUGCUACUUUCUUUGGUUCGAAAAUGAGACGGGAUUCAAAUUGGAUCCUGUGGACUUGCCUAUUCUACCCGAUGACUCAGCUCCAAUUGGGAUGCUCUCCUGGGAUUACUACAGGAAGUUGCGGCGUUUUUACAGUAAGAACCACCAGGGGGAGGUAGUCCGAUGUUUUGAACUGCUCACCAUUCAUCUGGGCAUUAUCCCCACUGAAAUUAUCCUCCAACACUGCAGACAGCUGGCAAGUAAACUGUGGGAGCCCUCCAGAAAUCCACUGCUCUAGUGACACAUUAUUACACAUAUUAUUUUGCAAGAACAUGUAUUUAAACUGGGGUUGAGUUAUGGAUUUUCUGUGAUAUUGGAGAGUUCCCCAGAUAUCGGCAUCGGUUAAAUAUUGAAAAUCUUGUUGAUAUUUGCCACUGUUAUAUUUUCUGCAUUACCUCAGUUUGAAAAAAUGGGGGUGACACAUGGACACUCUCAAAUUUGUCUUUAUGAACAGACUAAAGAGUGAAAAUGGAAAUAACAGAGCAUUUACACUGUCACAGUCAUGCAACAGAACUUAACUAUAACUUAAAGGUCCCAUAUUACACUAUUUUCUGAUCUGUUGUAAUGUAGUUUCCUCAUCAAAAACAGACCUGGAGUUGUGUUUUGUUUCAUUCACACACGUUUCACACACAAACCCUGCAUAUUUAAGCCUAGUUCUUCUUCUUUGUUCCGCCUUGUGAUGUCAUAAGGUAAUACAGGAAGUACUUCAUUGUGUUUUUAAACGCCCAUCUCUACUGAACUAAAGGUUGAAAACUAUUGCAUCAUGACAUUUUAAGCUUUGGAGAUGUAGACAGGCUGAUAAUAAAGGAUAACUCAAACAUGACAUGUGUGAAUUUAACAAAACACAACUGCAGGGCUGUUUUUGUGGAGGUAACAGCAUUAUAACAUGUCUUAAAGCUCACAAGAGUCAAUUUUGUGUAAUAUAGGACCUUAACAUACAUUUUUGAUCCUUGCUAUGGAUUGAAAUCUUAACGGUAUCUGCAAAUAUCGGUUAAAAGUAAGUAAAAUAUCAUACUUUUUAAAAAUCCAUACCAGACCAUCCCUAAUGAAAACCGUAAGUCUGUGGUGUUUAAAUUUGAUUGUCUAAUGCACUGAAGCCGUGUCUAAGCGAUACACUUUUUUCAUGUAUAUUUUACUUAUUAUGAAUGUUUAAUUUCAUAUUUAUAAUGAACUUUAUGUCACAUAUUCCAUGUUUGAGAUACUGAUACACUUUUGUAAUGUAAAACGCACAUUUGCCUUGUAUAUUAAAUUAACUUCUGUACAAA